AUGAUUGUUGAUAAAGCUAAAAUGUACACUAACAGUGAACACGGUUUCAAUUCUUCAGCGAAUCAUAUUGCUGAAUUUCUUGUCGACCCAGAACUCAGGAUGCUUAAUAAUUUGCCGGCUUUGCCGUACAGAGAAUCAUUUAUGGUGGCAUCUUUUGACGGAGACGAUCCCAAUUUAUACGUGACUGAUUCGUAUGGUACUAUUUCUCAAGUUCUUGCAAGUGCAAUAGGCCGUGAAAGUGGUACAACAACAAAAUCGUUGGAAACGAACUUUUCAAUAGCGAAGAAAGGUAUAUUAGGUGCUAUAGAACUAGCUUUACAAAGUCUCUGUACGGUUACUAAGCCUGAUGCCAAUUAUAUUGAUGUAGGAGUUAUAACACCAAAUCGUCCGUUUGAGAUGGUCGACAAAAACAUAGUUCAAGCAUGUUUGAAUCAAAUGACUAUUAUAAAAAUCGAAAAGUGA
Molecule: messenger RNA, 462 nt
Organism: Adelges cooleyi (spruce gall adelgid)
Lineage: Eukaryota; Metazoa; Arthropoda; Insecta; Hemiptera; Adelgidae
Product: proteasome subunit alpha type-7-like
Exons: 4
Coding region: 1-462 (153 amino acids)
Cellular component (GO): proteasome core complex
Source: RefSeq, a predicted model, not a curated record